Molecule: messenger RNA, 1344 nt
Organism: Rhododendron vialii
Lineage: Eukaryota; Viridiplantae; Streptophyta; Magnoliopsida; Ericales; Ericaceae
Product: F-box protein At5g49610-like
Exons: 4
Coding region: 1-1344 (447 amino acids)
Molecular function (GO): protein binding
Source: RefSeq, a predicted model, not a curated record
AUGGCAAUCAACCAAGAGAUGCCGGAAGAUGUGUUGAUGCUUAUCCUAUCUCGGCUCCCGGUACAAUCACUCCUCCGAUUCAGAUCAGUCUCCAAAUACUGGUAUUCUCGUAUCCAAAACCCUAGCUUCAUUUCCCUCCACAACAAUCGCUCCCGAAAAAAUGACUCCCUCCUCGUCACACGAUACCCCAAAAAGGAUUCUAAUUCCACCCCGUCCCCAGUCUCCAACGAAACUUCAAUCCUUGAUCUAGACGUACGUUUCGGCAGACCACGCGUUGGAGAUCUCCACCUCCUCGGCUCUUCCAACGGCCUCGUUUGUCUAGCCGAUCGCUCCGCCGAAAUCAUCAUCGUGUUGUGCAACCCCGCAAUGAGAGAAUUCAGGGUACUCCCUCAAAUCCCUCUUAAUGGCGCAAGUUGUACCAAUUUAGGAUUUGCUUUUGAUCCCAAAACCAAUGAUUAUAUAGUGCUUAGGGUUGCCCCACGAUUUGAAUAUGACCUUAUGAUUUGUUCUUAUACGUUGGUCGAUGAAAAAGUUCAAAUGUACCAUAUGAGCACGGACUCGUGGAGAGAAAUCAUUGUUACGGUGCCCAAAGAUAUGAUAUGGCAUGCCGGGCUUUCGCUUUCGCGUUCCACAUUGUUUAAUGGGGUGCUUUAUUGGGUGGGGUUUGAUCUUUGUUGCCGUUAUAGAGUUAUUGCUUUCCACAUGUUUGACGAAUUAUUCGAACAAGUAUUUUUACCCGAGGACAUUUGCGUUAACUCUAGGUCUAGCAUUAGCGUUCUGAGAGACUCCCUUGCCUUUGUUAGUUCGUUGGAGUUUAACGGGUUGGGAAACUAUUCAUGCUUCGACAUAUGGGUAAGGAGUGGAAACGGAGUUGAGGAUCUCUGGAACAAAAAGUACAGUAUUGGACCGAUUUUAGGAAUUUAUGAUCCAUUGGCAUGUCGGCAAAACGGCGAGCUUCUUCUUCUGAGGGACAAUGAUUUCCAAAUGGCGUCGUACAAUCUUGAUACACAUCAGGUUAAAACGUAUCAGGAAGGAUACGAUAAGUUUCACGUAUGCUUCUGUGAAGUGUCCAGUACCGUGCUGUGCACUUCCGAGCUGUCGGAUCGUGCUGCACACCUCCGAGCUGUCGGAUCGUGCAUCCGACAACUUGGAUCUCAGCUUGGCAACCAACGAUCGAGAGCUCACAAGACGUUGCAGUGGAAACUGAUUCCUAAGUUUUAUUUUCGGGUUUCUUCUUUCACCGCAGAAGAGACCCGUGACCACUUAUACGAAGAAGCCAACCACACUCGGAUAACAAUCAGUACGCAGACAUAUGAGAAAAGCCUUAGCAGAGGGCGGGACUAG